Molecule: messenger RNA, 2946 nt
Organism: Lactuca saligna
Lineage: Eukaryota; Viridiplantae; Streptophyta; Magnoliopsida; Asterales; Asteraceae
Source: the annotation of a GenBank genome assembly
AUGUGGCACUUAAGGUUGUCAAGCACGUCAUUCGACCCAAGGGUGGUUUAUGAUGGACACCCUACAUUGUUUACCAUCAAGCUACAGCAUGGAGGUGAGUUCACAAAGUUUCCAAAUGUCAACUACAUUGAGGGUACUGUGACGUAUGUAGAUAUGGUGGAUAUAGAAGAGUUUUCUAUUCACGAGAUGGAUGCGAUUAUGAAAGGGUUAGGAUACUCAGUUCCUCCAGUUAUCUACUAUCAUUUUCGAGUGCCAAAGGGAGACAUGCAUUUUGGGCUACGGGCCCUAGGAAAUGAUGAUGAUGUCCUCAAUCUUUCCCAGUAUGUGAAGGAGCAUAAACUGAUAAGGGUUUACACCGAGCAUGCAAAUGAAGCUGCUUUAGCCUUGUCAAUAUCCCCUGAAUAUAAUAAGAAAAGGGAAUUUAUCAAGGACAAACCAUUGUCAUCAUGUAUUAAGAAAUUGGUGAUGGAUGAUGUUAGUGUUGAUAGGAUUGGUGGGAAUAAGGAUGAUGCAGAUAAUGAAAUUGACCACGGAUUUAAUGAAUUUGAUGAGGAAUGUAAUGAUAUUAACCAGGAUUUUAAUGAAUUUCAUGAGGCAUGUAAUGAUAUUAACCAGGGAUUUAAUGAAUUUGAUGAGGCAGCUAAUGACUUUGAUAUUGGAUUGUACCAACAGAUUUUACAGUCUAAUGAACAGAAUGUAGAUGAUGAGGUUCAUGAAGGUGAGGAAAAUACAGUUAAUAAGGAAGUCACUGAAGAAGAGAAUCAUGACAUAAAUGAAAUGAAUGAUGAGAAUGUAGAGAUGAGAGAUUUUGCAGUUGAUGAUGGAAGUGAAGAUAACAUAGAGAUUGAUGAAGACAAUACUGAAAGAAGUGAUGAGAGUGAGGACAGUGAUGAUAGUGAUUUCUGGGUGGAUGAAGACAACAUCAUCCCUGAUGUAGAAGUAGACAUGAGGGAUUUUUACAUGAAUAUAGAUCUUGAAGCAGAAUUUCUUGAAAAAAGAUUACCAAAGCAUAGAGAGAAUGACAGUGAUGAGGUCAAUGAAGAGUUGGAUGUUAUAGAUAAUGAUCAAUGGGAUUCAUUGGAUGAGGGUUCUGAUAUAGAUAGGAAAAGAAGAGCUGUAAUAAAGGAAUUGGGGAAGGAGACUAGGUGCUCUCAAGGUGAGAUACACAAGGUAACUUUUAGGAUAGGACAAAAAUAUAAAAAUAAGAAGGAGUUAAAGGAAAAGAUACAAUUGCAUGCACUGGAAACAAGAAGGAAUAUAUUCUUUGUGAAAAACGACAAAAUGAGGUUAAGGGCAAUUUGUAAAGGAACUGUAGCCUUUAAUGAUGGUCAUGUCGGUGAACCUACCCCUUGUCCUUGGGUGAUACAAGGUUCUAGGUCGGAUGUAAAUAGUAAUUGGUUCAUAAAAACUUACAACGACGAACAUAAAUGCCUCCAGACAAGAAAAGUUAGAUCUGCAACAGCAAAGUUUAUCUCUAAGCAGAUAAUGGACCAGAUUGAAUCCAACCCAACAAUCCCAGUCAGAGCUCUUCAAGAACAACUUCAAAAGGAUUAUCAAGUUGGAUUCUCUAUUCACAAGGUAUUCAGGGCCAAAUCAACUGCAAAAAAACUUGUCCAGGGUGAUUACAAAAAGCAAUAUGAUGUUCUUAGAGAUUACAUCCUGGAGUUGCAGUCUACUAAUCCAGAAACCACUGUGAAGUUAGAGUUUGAUUCAGAACCCAACCUAAGUGCUACCUCAAGAAGGUUUAAAAGGAUGUACGUGUGUUUGGGUGGAAUGAAAAAGGGCUUUAGAGCUUGCCUGAGGGAUUUUCUAGGUUUUGAUGGGGCAUUUAUGAAGGGCCCUUUCCCAGGACAAAUUUUAACUGCAGUUGGGGUAGACUCCAACAAUGGAAUAUACCCCCUAGCUUAUUCCAUUGUUGAGACUGAGAACACUGACAGUUGGAAGUGGUUUCUAGAGUGUAUUGCAGAUGAUCUGGACCUAUAUGCAAACUCAAACUUCAUAUUUAUAAGUGACAGACAAAAGGGAUUGCAGACUGCCAUUUCUCAGUUGUUCCCAUGUGCUGAGCACAGGUUUUGCCUUAGUCAUAUACAUGACAAUAUGAGAAAAACAUGGAGAACUAAUGAGUACAAAGAACACUUGUGGAAUUGUGCUACAGCAACAACAGUACCAGAGUUCAAUCAUAGGAUGCAUCAAUUCAGCUCAUAUGAUGUAGAAGCUUAUAAUUGGUUGAAGCAGAUUCCCCCACAACAUUGGGCAAGAAGCCACUUCACAGGCAGAGCAGUUUCAGAUAUGCUUCUGAAUAAUCUUUGUGAAGUUUUUAAUAGCAAAUUGAUUGAGGGAAGGGACAAGCCAAUGAUAUCCUGCUUGGAGUACAUUAGGGAGUAUAUGAUGAAAAGAAUAUGCAAUGUCAUAAAGGUUCAAAAGAAGUGUGUUGGUCCACUAACCCCAUCUGCAACAAAGAUCAUGGAGAAGAAUGUGAAUUGGGCAUCUCAGUACACAGUUAGGUGGAAUGGGUCAGAUAAAUACCAAGUGCAAGGGCCAUGGCAGGAUCAACAUGUUGUUGAUAUGGUUGAAAGAGUAUGCAGUUGUAGGAAGUGGGAAUUAACAGGACUCCCUUGUAAGCAUGUCAUUGCAGUCCUAAAUGACAAAGCAGAUAAUGGUGAGGAAGUUGGAGAACUGCACACUUAUGCCCACAGGGUGCACUGGCUAGAAACAUGGAAAGCAGCUUAUGUGUACAAGCCUGGAAGGCCAAAGAAAAAGAGGAGGCACUCUGCUGAGGAGAAAAGCCAGAAGAAGGGAGACAAUGUUGCUAGUGGUAGUGGGAGUCAAAGCAAUAUUGCUAGUAGGAGUGGAAAGCUUACAAGAAAGUUUAUCCAAGUAACCUGCAGCAAGUGUAAAAUUAAAGGGCACAAUGCUAGAACUUGCAAAGGCCAAGGGGGUAAGUGA